Molecule: messenger RNA, 2339 nt
Organism: Dendrobium catenatum
Lineage: Eukaryota; Viridiplantae; Streptophyta; Magnoliopsida; Asparagales; Orchidaceae
Product: RNA-binding protein 39
Exons: 13
Coding region: 125-1858 (577 amino acids)
Biological process (GO): mRNA processing
Cellular component (GO): nucleus
Molecular function (GO): RNA binding
Source: RefSeq, a predicted model, not a curated record
CUAUACGGUGUAGACCCGCAUCCGCAUCGGUAAAACGUCUUCUCGUCACCACCGAGAUUUUUUCUCUGCUCGGCUCUCUACUAAAUUUCUAGGGUUCCAACUGGUUUCUCCUGACAAAGGUGAGAUGGAUUUCGACGAGUAUGAGUAUUUGGAAAAGACGGUGGAGAAUCUGGACUCCCUGAAGAAGGAUUCCACUAACGGACGCAGCGCGGCGAGGUCCGAGGAUAAGGAUCGAAGUCGGAGCUCAAAGCACCGCGACGACGGCCAUCACCGAUCGAAACGGGCCAAGUCGGAGGGCGAAGGUGAUGGGCAGAGGGAUAGGGAGUCGUCGAGGCACGGGGCGAGUGAUCGGCAUCGGAGGGAGAGAGAGCCCAGGGAGGAGAGGAAUGGGAGGGAUAAUGAGAGGGACAGAAAGAGGGUUAGUGAGAGGGAGAGUGACCGGGCUCGGGAGGGUGACCGGGCUCGAGAGCGAGAACGGGAUCGGCCAAGACGCAGCAGUAGUCGUUCGGAGAGGCAUGUUGAUGAUGAGCGAGAUCGUCACAGUGAAAGGAGCAAGGAGACGGAGCAUUCGAGAAGCAAGGAGACGGAGCAUUCGAGAAGCAAGGAGACGGAGCAUUCGAGGGACUUUAGGGAAAGAGACCACCGGGAUCCCAGGCGUAGAGAAAAGAAAGAUGAAGGUGCUGAACCCGAGGCUGAUCCAGAGCGAGAUCAGCGAACUGUAUUUGCUUAUCAGAUUUGUUUGAAGGCAGAUGAAAGAGACGUAUAUGAGUUUUUCUCAAGGGCUGGAAAGGUACGUGAUGUUCGCCUCAUAAUGGAUCGCAAUUCAAGGCGUUCUAAGGGAGUAGGGUACAUUGAAUUUUAUGAUGCUAUGUCAGUUCCAAUGGCUAUUGCUCUCUCUGGUCAGCUGCUUCUUGGUCAACCUGUAAUGGUUAAACCAUCUGAGGCAGAGAAGAACUUGGUACAGUCAACUGCCACUUCGGCAGGAGCUGGUGGCCUUAGUGGACCUUUUUCUGGCGGGGCUAGAAAGUUGUAUGUGGGCAAUCUUCACUUCAAUAUGACAGAAGAUCAACUGCGACAGGUCUUUGAACCAUUUGGUGCUGUGGAACUAGUUCAGUUGCCUCUUGAUCCUGAAACUGGGCAUUGCAAAGGUUUUGGUUUUGUUCAAUUUACGCGUCUUGAAGAUGCAAAAGCUGCUCAGAGUCUUAAUGGACAGCUAGAGAUUGCUGGGAGGACCAUCAAGGUAUCAGCCAUGUCAGAUCAGGCCGGGGUGCAAGAUGUUGGCACAAAUGCUGGUGAUCUUGAUGAUGAUGAUGGUGGGGGUUUGUCUCUAAAUGCACGUUCUAGAGCUCUUCUGAUGCAGAAAUUGGAUCGUAGUGGCACGGCUACCAAUGUUUCCAGUGCUCUUGUUGCUCCCGUCAGUACUCCUCUCCUACCUGUGCCACCAGCAUCAGUUCUAGGCGCUCCUCCACUAAAUCCUCUGAUACAAUCGGCCAUACCUGGACUUGCAGGCUUACCAACUGCUGCAUUGGCUUUUGCUACAACCACUCAAACUGUUGAAAAUAUUGGGAUUCCCAGCGAAUGUUUGCUGCUGAAGAACAUGUUUGACCCUAAUGUGGAGACUGAUCCAGAUUUUGAUUUGGAUAUUAAAGAAGACGUGCAAGAAGAGUGCUCAAAGUUUGGUACGGUAAAGCACAUCUAUGUGGAAAAAAAUAGUGCUGGUUUUGUCUAUCUACGAUUUGAAAACACAAAUGCAGCCAUGAAUGCACAGCGUGCACUUCAUGGAAGGUGGUUUGCAGGAAAGAUGAUUACGGCCACUUUCAUGCUUCCGCAGAACUAUGAAGCAAAAUUUCCCAAUUGAUUGAUGUCAGAUAUCAUACCAUAUUUGAAAUUUGUGCCCUUUUCUCCCUCAACAGCUCUUUUUUGGUGAGAAAUUAUAUGGUAUGAUUCGUCCAACUCAUUCUUUAUCUGGUUUGCGUAGCUGCUGAGCUUUGAUUCUCCAGUCCUCUUCGGCGACGCUCUUCCACCCAAACGUGUUAGCCUUGAUAAAUAAAUACAAUGGAAAUGGGCUCAGCAAUGUCUCCUAUGUUGUACUUGUUAUUUAAGUUUUCUGGCAAUAUUUUUUUUUCUUUUUUGUUUUUUUUGUUAGAGGGGUGAAUAUGGGAAUAUUUCUAAGGUCAGCUUAGGGUACCCAAGCUCCUAGAGAUUCUGUAAGAACCCAUUGAACUGUUAGCGUGCAGUUUAUUUUCUUUUUACUUGAUAAUUAGUAUGUGGAAAGCUAAAAAGUAGGUUUGUUACUCAUUUCACUUAUUAUGUGGUGCAUAUUUCUCCAUUUUAUUUAA